Dentiscutata erythropus is the source of this 1111-nucleotide messenger RNA. The record is from the annotation of a GenBank genome assembly. NCBI's taxonomy places the organism in Eukaryota, Fungi, Glomeromycota, Glomeromycetes, Diversisporales, Gigasporaceae.
UAGUGCUAGUAAUGAUAAUUCUAUAUUAUCAUCACUAAACGCACAAUUGAAAACAGAAACUGUUGAUUUACGUCUUAAUACAACAAGACAAUUUCUCUAUCUUGUUGAGAAAGGGCAUAUAAAGAUGGAGGCGAGUAGCCUUCUGGCCGAGAGUUUAGGUAAAGACCCAUGGUAUGCGCAGUGUAUUCGUGCCUGGGCAAAUCAAUCGAAGAAUUGCAAAGAAUUAAUAAAGUCAAAACGUGGCCGACAUAUAAAAACGAAAUCUUUAAUACAUAAUAAAAGCUUUCGGCUUCAAAUAAAUCAGUAUUUGGAGAAAAAUAAAUUUAAAUUAGCCAUUCCAAAUUUUAUAAAAUACGUUAGUAGUAUUAUGCCUACUUUUGGAAUCACAAGUAAAAUUAUUAGUAGGUCAACUGCACACAGAUGGCUAAAAUUACUUGGGUGGAAAUACCAAACCUAUACAAAAAAAAUUUAUUUUGACGGUCACGAACAUGAAGAUGUGGUAGAAGACAGAAAUCGUUUUCUGCAAGAGAUGGCUAGGUUAAGAAAACAAAUGGCCCAAUACGUAGAUGAAAAUUUAGUUCGUAUUAUCCCUCCAGAACUUUAUCCUGAAAUAGUUUCUGUCACCCAAGACGAGACCACUCUUUAUGCAAAUGAUGGUGUGAAGGAUAUUCACAUUAGUGAUUUUUUCUGUAAAUCUAUCGGGCGUCUCAAACUUUCAGAACACAAAAGUUAUAUAAAUGACUUACUUCCUGAUUACAUGCGUCUUAAAUAUACCCAUGCAUAUGUUGCUAUCUAUCCGGGUAUAAAUCGUGAUGCUCUAUUCAUGUUUGAUAAUAGUAGCAAUCAUGGUACAUAUGCUGAAGAUACCCUUUUGGUCUCAGAAAUAAACAUGGGAGAUGGUGGUAAAAAUAGAAAAGGUGAAGAUAAAAAACCUCGUCAUAAUGGUACAAAGCCUGAUGGUUCUGUGCAUAUAAUGAACUAUGAAGAUAGUAAUAGUGUAUUAAGAUCUAAGGAAAUUAAAUGGCCUGAUCCAAACAACCCAAACUGUUGCGCUUCGUGUAUUCUUUCAGCUCAACCUGACUUUGUAGCUCAAAGAUCACGCUUAAGAGAG